Uncinocarpus reesii 1704 is the source of this 1485-nucleotide messenger RNA. RefSeq lists its product as uncharacterized. The transcript has a single exon. Gene Ontology annotation, biological process: ergosterol biosynthetic process; isoprenoid biosynthetic process. The record is from RefSeq and is a predicted model, not a curated record. Gene Ontology annotation, cellular component: cytoplasm. Gene Ontology annotation, molecular function: ATP binding; mevalonate kinase activity. The coding region runs from base 1 to 1485 and encodes 494 amino acids. NCBI's taxonomy places the organism in Eukaryota, Fungi, Ascomycota, Eurotiomycetes, Onygenales, Onygenaceae.
AUGACUGAGAGCUCUGACGGGAUGCCUACUCCUUCUCCAAGCCAGUUUGGUGGAGAUGGCCCUUCUGUGGACUCCCAGCGAUCGCCGAGUUCGACUCGAAGACCGAAUAUGCUGAGGAAGCCUUCGUCGCCAAUGGCUCCUCCCUUCAUGGUCUCCGCUCCCGGCAAAGUUAUUGUUUUCGGGGAGCAUGCCGUAGUCCAUGGGAAACAAGCCAUGGCUGCGGUAAUUUCCCUCCGCUCAUACCUGCUCGUGACCACCCUGUCUAAAUCCCGCCGAACCGUCACUCUCAAUUUCCGCGACAUCAACUUGGACCACACUUGGGAUAUCGAUUCCCUUCCCUGGGACCUUUUUCAUCACCCUUCCAAGAAGAAAUUCUACUACGACCGCGUCACCUGCCUUGAUCCUGACCUGCUCGAGGCCCUUCAGCCACAUAUCUCGAACGUUUCGCCCGAUCAGCCACCAGACGUGAGAAAGGUCCACCAGGGCUCCGCAAAUGCCUUUCUAUACCUCUACCUUUCGCUCGGAUCUCCCCAAUCGCAUGGCGCUAUAUACACUCUUCGAUCAACAAUACCGAUUGGCGCUGGUCUGGGGAGUAGCGCAAGUGUCUGCGUCUGCCUGAGUGCCGCCCUGUUGCUUCAGAUUCGCGCACUAGCGGGUCCGCAUCCAGAUCAACCCUUUGAUGAAUCAGAGGUCCAGAUCGAACGUAUUAACCGGUGGGCUUUUGUUGGAGAAUUAUGUAUACAUGGCAACCCAAGCGGUGUGGACAACACGGUAUCUGCUGGGGGCAAGGCUGUUAUUUUCCGGCGAGGCGACUACUCGAAACCACCGUCCGUGGUCCCGAUUCUAGAUUUCCCAGAGCUGCCACUAUUGCUUGUGAAUUCUCGGCAACCCAGGUCUACGGCAACGGAAGUAGCAAAAGUUGGCGCUCUGAAGGAAGCACACCCUGCCAUUACUGAAGCGCUACUGGAUGGAAUUGAUCAAGUCACAUCGUCGGCGUAUGAGUUUCUUUCAUCCAAGCGAUUCAGUAAGGAUUCUAGCGAAGCCUUGGAUUAUCUGGGAACGCUUUUCCGAAUCAACCAUGGGCUUCUCGUUUCCCUCGGCGUGUCGCACCCCCGUCUAGAACGCGUCCGAGAGCUGGUCGAUCAUAACGGUAUCGGUUGGUCAAAGUUGACAGGUGCCGGCGGGGGAGGCUGCACCAUCACUCUAGUGGGAGCAAACCGUCAGUCGGCGGCGUUGAAGCGCCUCGAAGCUCAAUUGGCUGAAGAAGGGUACGACCUGUUUGAGACAACACUGGGAGGGCAUGGAGUGGGGGUUCUGUGGCCUGCUGUCUUGAAGAAUGGUUCAGAUGAAGAAGGCGGGGAGGAGAUUGACCAGCAAAAAUUCGAGACCGCUGUUGGAAACGAUGGCAUUGAGCGCUUGGUCGGCGUCGGCGUGCCAGAUGUUCGCGAGGGAUGGAAGUUUUGGAGGCGUGGGCUAAUGGGUUGA